This is a messenger RNA of Laccaria bicolor S238N-H82, 324 nucleotides long. RefSeq lists its product as uncharacterized. The transcript has 6 exons. Bases 1 to 324 code for a protein of 107 amino acids. NCBI's taxonomy places the organism in Eukaryota, Fungi, Basidiomycota, Agaricomycetes, Agaricales, Hydnangiaceae. The record is from RefSeq and is a predicted model, not a curated record.
AUGGGUCAUGGGAGUGGGAGUAGGAGGAAGCUCUCCAGACGGAAAAGAAUGCGAAAGUGGGACGCAAAGGCAGGUGGUAUGGGUUUGGAAGAACUGGGAAAAGCAAAGGGAAUGAAACGAACCUUGGACUCUUUUGGCACUUCCCCUCGAAAUCUGCCACGUAUCGCCCUUUCGCCUCAUGACCAAAGGGAUGAACAACUAGACAGAAUCAGGACAUACGUCAUGUCGUUGAUAUGCACCAAACCCAAUAUUGACAGGUUUUACUGGGCUUCUAAGUACAUGGCCAGUGGCCACGAUAGGCUACAAUUGGCAAAAAUCGACUGA